UUCACUCAGCAUUUUAAGUUAAACAUUGCUCGAAAUAGUGGAUAUUAAUUUCAGUUUACAGUUGAGAUCGAACCAGUACUGUUUCAGUCGCACCAAUCAAAACCUUAACCGCAUAAUUUUGUUAAAAUUUAAACCCACGUUAUAACAAAACUCGAAAAAAUGGACAAGUUUCCACGAGCCUUUCAAUGGGUCCUAGCAUCCGUUCUUCUCCUUGCAGUGGCAAGUAGAAUGGAAAAGAUAAACCCAUUAUCGCGUCUUGUUCCUGAUGUGCUUUACCUACUCCCACCACGCAAGAUAAUCGGUGAGUACGAGGGUGGGAUACGGAUAGAUUUCGGACAUCUCAUAACGCCCCUUCAAGCUAACGACACUCCCACAUCCUUCCGUUGGAGAGAAAAUUUUCCAGAUCGAUUAUACGUGUUGAUGAUGCUGGACAUGGAUGGGCCGUCGCGAACAGAUCCCGUAAACGGCCCCGUGAAUCACUGGCUGGUUGGAAAUAUUGACGGUGGGCAGGAUAAUUCCUGGCGUAAUGGAACCGUUUUGGCCGAAUAUUCCAGACCGCGUCCACAGACUGGAACUGGUCUCCAUCGAUACGUGUUCCUCGUGUAUAUGCAACCACGGGGAGGAAAUAUCUCAUUUACGGAGACCGUGAUACCAGCAGGACCGAGUGUGGCGAGGCGAAAUUUUGAUUAUCGCCAAUUUGCGAUAAAAUAUGGUCUUGGGCAACCGUAUGCUGUAAACUAUUUUCAGUCCAUGUUUGUCCCCGGGGAAUUUGAUGAUUAGACAAUUCGAUGGGAUGAUUUGAAUUUAUUUGUUAAACAAUAAUAUGAAGGUUUAUUUUGAAUAAAGGCAAAUACAUGAAGUUGUAA
Folsomia candida is the source of this 866-nucleotide messenger RNA. Its product is annotated as protein D2. The coding region runs from base 160 to 780 and encodes 206 amino acids. The record is from RefSeq and is a predicted model, not a curated record. The transcript is spliced from 5 exons. NCBI's taxonomy places the organism in Eukaryota, Metazoa, Arthropoda, Collembola, Entomobryomorpha, Isotomidae.